AUAUGGGGUGGGUCGAAGCCUUUGACAGGACAGGGAAUGAAAAAAAAAAAAAAAAAGCAGGAAGUCAAAAGGGCAGGAUAUACCUUGUCAAAAGGCCAAUCACGAAGUCAGAGGCAGACCUCGAGUCCCCCUAUCACUACGGCGUUUUUAGAGAUCCAAUGGCAUUCCAUCUCAAUGCUGAGACUCGGCUGAGUCGACUCCAAACCAAAACCAAAAUUCCAUUCCCCGAGCAACCCAGGAAGGAACUCGCUGGAUUCAACCAGGUCCGGGCUCCUCCUACAUUCUGAUUUUUCUUUUUCCACAAUUUUCUAAUCCUUUCUCUCACCUCGCUUCCACGUGCUCACUCUCCUCCCCCGCUCCCCUCACUCCGAGUCCCAUAAAUUCCCCAUUCCCCUUCCUUCUCUGUAGCCCCGCCAACGUCCUGAUUUCGGAACGGGCUUGAUCGCCUAUUCAGACGAAUCCUCCCUAAUUGGUGCGAUUGCUCCGCUUGACGAAAUACCGCCGGAGAUUGGACGGUAUGGAUAAGUACGAGGAGGUGAAGGAUUUGGGAGCCGGCAAUUUUGGGGUGGCAAGGCUUAUGAGAAACAAGGAGACCAAGGAGCUAGUCGCCAUGAAAUAUAUCGAGCGUGGCCACAAGGUUUGUUGAUGUUAUCAUCAUCAUCAUCACUGUGUUUGACUACUUGCCAGAAAAUAAUAGUUUUAACGAAUCCUUUAAGUGUCAGAUUUAUCGCGGUUAUGUUGCAUUUGGAGGUUCGGAAUGACGAAGGACUUUAUGCAUUCUGACGAUUAGCUUAGGAUCCCCUGAUGUGGGAGUUCUGGUUUUGUAUCAAUUUGACAGGGUCUUGUUUCAUGAAGAAAAAUUAACAAAUUUCGCUAGUCUUAGCGAUCAAGCAGUACAGAUUGAUGAGAACGUGGCCAGAGAGAUUAUGAACCACAGGUCCCUUCGACACCCCAACAUAAUUCGAUUCAAGGAGGUCAUUUUGACCCCCACACAUCUGGCAAUAGUAAUGGAGUAUGCGGCUGGAGGAGAACUAUUUGAGAGGAUUUGCAAUGCUGGAAGAUUCAGUGAAGACGAGGCUAGAUAUUUCUUUCAGCAGCUGAUAUCUGGUGUCAAUUUCUGUCACGCCAUGCAAAUAUGCCACAGAGAUUUAAAGCUUGAAAAUACCCUCUUGGAUGGAAGUCCUGCUCCUCGCUUGAAAAUUUGCGAUUUUGGUUAUUCCAAGUCAUCUUUGCUGCAUUCAAGACCCAAGUCUACCGUUGGAACUCCAGCUUAUAUAGCACCCGAAGUUCUUUCUAGGCGCGAAUAUGAUGGCAAGUUGGCUGAUGUGUGGUCAUGUGGGGUGACUCUUUAUGUCAUGCUUGUUGGAGCAUAUCCCUUUGAGGACCAGGAUGACCCUAGGAAUUUCCGGAAAACAAUCCAGCGAAUAAUGGCUGUUCAAUACAAAAUCCCAGAUUAUGUUCACAUAUCUCAAGAUUGCAGGCACCUCCUCUCUCGCAUAUUCGUGGCUAAUCCGUUGAGGAGAAUAACUAUCAAGGAAAUUAAGAUCCACCCAUGGUUUCUAAAGAACCUUCCGAGGGAACUAACUGAAUCAGCGCAGGCAGUCUAUUACCAGAGAGACAAUCCAAGCUUUUAUGCUCAGAGUGUGGAGGAAAUAAUGAGAAUUGUUGGGGAAGCAAGAAGCCCACCUCCAGUAUCCAGGCCCAUCAAAGGUUUUGGUUGGGAAGGUGAAGAAGAAGGAGCGGAAGAUGAUGUGGAGGAAGAAGAGGAUGAAGAAGAUGAGUACGACAAGAGGGUGAAGGAGGUUCACGCAAGCGGAGAAUUUCAAGUCAGUUGAGCCACACAAUUCUUAUGCACUAGUUGAAAGCAUUAAAAUUGCAUGCCAGUUAAGUACCUAUUUAGAUGUAUCAUAAUUUCAUAAAGUCUAAUAAUAUAAACGUGAAAUAGGCUAACUUAAUGGCUAUGUUCAUGUACUGUCUACUUGCUUCGGCCAUCGAUUCCAUGCUUGAGCUGUCUUGUCCUGUUACGGUCAACGUUUACUCCUAUUUCUGUAGCAGAUGGCCAAAUGUUCUUUCGUAUUCUGCGUUUCUGCUGACUUGGUUGCUGUAAGAUUUAAAACAACAGAACAAUACAUGUAGAUAUUGACAGUGAACUGUGAAAAAGAAUGCAUGCACCUAGUAAAAGCUUUGGCAUUUGUGUA
Messenger RNA from Prosopis cineraria, 2198 nucleotides. RefSeq names its product serine/threonine-protein kinase SRK2A-like. The coding region runs from base 927 to 1835 and encodes 302 amino acids. The record is from RefSeq and is a predicted model, not a curated record. Gene Ontology annotation, molecular function: protein serine/threonine kinase activity; ATP binding. Lineage: Eukaryota; Viridiplantae; Streptophyta; Magnoliopsida; Fabales; Fabaceae. Gene Ontology annotation, biological process: intracellular signal transduction; protein phosphorylation. The transcript has 9 exons.